This is a messenger RNA of Saccharomyces kudriavzevii IFO 1802, 819 nucleotides long. RefSeq names its product ERMES complex subunit MDM12 (gene MDM12). Gene Ontology annotation, biological process: mitochondrion organization; phospholipid transport. Gene Ontology annotation, cellular component: ERMES complex. The transcript has a single exon. Gene Ontology annotation, molecular function: lipid binding. Lineage: Eukaryota; Fungi; Ascomycota; Saccharomycetes; Saccharomycetales; Saccharomycetaceae. The coding region runs from base 1 to 819 and encodes 272 amino acids. The record is from RefSeq and is a predicted model, not a curated record.
AUGUCUUUUGAUAUCAAUUGGAGUACCUUAGAAUCUGAUAAUAGACUUAAUGAUCUUAUUAAAAAGCAUUUGAAUUCAUAUUUACAGAACACGCAACUACCAAGCUACGUAAGCAAUCUAAGAGUACUAGAUUUUGAUUUGGGAAAGGCUGGUCCUGCAAUAACUUUAAAAGAAAUAACGGAUCCUCUGAAUGAGUUUUAUGAUUCAAUUAGAGAAGAGCUUGAGGAUGAAGAGGCAAAAGAAAGUGAUGAAAACGAGGACAGACCCGAACGGAUUAUUACUGAGCGUGGCGUAGCUGAUCAAAAUACGCUUAAUGAGGAUUCUGAGCCACUCGUGGUCAUGCCAUCUCCAAAUGAUAUGCAAUUUCUGCUAGAAGUUGAGUAUAAAGGUGAUCUACUUGUUACAAUAGGAGCCGAUCUUGUACUUAACUAUCCUGUUGAAAAGUUCAUGACUUUACCUGUAAAACUUUCCAUUAGCGAUAUCGGGCUCCACUCUCUUUGUAUUGCAGCAUAUUUAUCGAAGCAACUAUUUUUCAGUUUUUUGUGUGAUGUUAGUGAUCCUGCAUUGGAUGACAACCAAGUUGUUUUAGAUCCUAAGGGACCGAUCCUGGCAGCUACUAAGCCGCUAGAACGAAUAUCUAUUGUGAGAAGUAUGAAGAUCGAAACGGAAAUAGGUGAACAGUAUCAGGGACAGGGUUCAGUACUGAGAAGUGUUGGAGAAUUGGAACAGUUUUUGUUUACGAUAUUCAAAGAUUUUCUAAGAAAAGAACUGGCAUGGCCAAGUUGGAUUAAUCUAGAUUUUAACGAUGAUAGCGAAUAG